Molecule: messenger RNA, 4584 nt
Organism: Nematostella vectensis (starlet sea anemone)
Lineage: Eukaryota; Metazoa; Cnidaria; Anthozoa; Actiniaria; Edwardsiidae
Product: GTPase-activating protein and VPS9 domain-containing protein 1
Exons: 17
Coding region: 44-4138 (1364 amino acids)
Biological process (GO): regulation of GTPase activity; vesicle-mediated transport
Cellular component (GO): cytosol; endocytic vesicle
Molecular function (GO): guanyl-nucleotide exchange factor activity; small GTPase binding
Source: RefSeq, a predicted model, not a curated record
GUUCGUCUAUUCAUUCUUGGAUCACUCCCCAGGAAGAGAAAAGAUGGCGGCCGACACUAAUGUAGAGAGCCGUCUUUGGCUUUUGCAAGAAAGACUAAAGCAAGAGCGACUCUUUGUUAACAAAGAAAAGACAGCUAUAAAUGUGCUUAAUUCUGAGGUUCAAGCUACCUGCGAAAAGUUAUUUCAUGUGUCGUGGAUCACAAGUCAGCAGUGGAGAAAUCUAGGGAGACUUCAAGCCUACCCUUCAAAGAGUAGCUAUGCAACGAGUUUAUUGGACUGCGCCAGAUUCAUGGACGCUUAUAAUAGCCUGGGGUAUUUGGAAUCCAAGUAUGGUGAAUUCCUCAAAGGUCUCAGGGAGAAUCCAACACUUGUAGCUUCGACUUUAGCCUUUGCUGACUCUGUAAACAUGGAUAUGAAACAAGUGUUACGACUAAUACUCAACUCAUUGUACGGAAAUUGCCUACUACCGGAAGAUGAAAACCAUGUCCUUGUUUUGAUGAAAUCGCUAAUAGAGCUACAAAUUUUGAAAUCUGAUAAGCCGCAGGAAUUUUUUAGAAGUCCAAGGAACUGGUCUUUUACUAUCAUUUUUAGUGUUUUAAUUGAAAGCCUGUUUUCCGCCAAGCUCUAUUUAACCGCAGCUCUACACACACAGAUUCUUCAAGUCCUUGGGAAUGAUUCUCGUAUCCAAGCCAAACUUCCCUAUAUUUGCACUCUAUUUGUACAAAGUUUAGAAGAAAAACUUUAUUGUUUUCCCUCAAGCCUGCGUUGGCUAGUCUGUCAGCUCUACAACACACUCAAGACAAAAGGGAAGAUGUCCGACAGAGAAGCGAAAUCGAUGGUUUCAGAACUGUUAUUCAACUAUCUGGUUUGCCCUGCGAUUAUAAACCCUGAGCCUUAUGGUAUCAAUUCAGACAUGCAAGUCAGCAAAGUUGCCAGACUGAACUUGCAACAGAUUAGCUCUCUAUUGUGUAAAAAAUGCGCUUCGCCAUGGCAGGGCCAGCUAAAUCAGCGUUACUCAUCUGAAGACCUUUUUGGCUCCCUAGACACGCAUUGCAUCUCAUCCUUCAUUGAUGCCAUUCUGAGAGGGGCUUCCAAUAUGCCUGAUUUCCCAGCAGAACGCACCAUCCCAUGCCUAGCCCGAAGCUCUGUCUUGAUAACUGAAAAUGAGCUUAGGGCAUUGAUUGCAUUCAUGAAAAUGAUCAGCAAUUGGGAAAAUCCAGGUGAUUUCAUUGACAUACCCACUCUUCAGGACAUUAUCUCAAACCUCCCACCCGAAUCAAAACCAGUCUCCAAAACAACCCCGGCACCACCCAAGGCAGAUUCCCCUCGGGGAAGCCCUCAUCCGCCCCGUAAACAAAAGCGUGGCUUUGCAAAAUUGCGUGGUAGGCACACACAACAAGAGAAUGUUUCUGCAGAUGAGGAUGAGGCAGAGAAAAAGGUAGCUGUGUCAUUGUUGGCUCCCUUUGCCCCUGCCGUCCCACAGUACCAGCUGUAUCAGCAGGAGUGCUUAAAGAGACUGGGGGAGUUGUUCACUGAGGGGGAGGGCGUGCUUGUUGUGCCACUGGGGUACUCUUCAGUACAACCCCCUGGAAUGCUACCAGAAGACAAAGUUCUGGGAAUUGAAAAACCCCCAAAACAAGAGACUAUAAAGAAGGUUGAGAGACAGAACUCAAAUAGUGAUCAACCCUUCAGAAUGCGAACAGGUUCCAACAAAUUCACAGAGCUUUUUAGCAAGAUGUCCUUGGAUAAAGAGCUGGACAAAGUGGACUCUGAAUCUUCUAGUAAUGAAAUAGAGACCAGCGGGGAGCACAUGCUUGAAGAACCAGAGCCACCAUCUCAUGUCCAGGCUCAACCACCUCUUCUACCCAUUCAACCUUCUCCAGUGCUACAGCACCAACCGCUGCAACCACAGGCUGUGCACGCAUUGCAGCCACAGCAACUCGACUUGGUGCAGAGUACAACUUCUGGGGCCACACCUUUUCCUGGGGGAAUAGGCACCCCCCUUGUUGGCCCAGAUGUGCUUGGUACAGGCCCUGCAAAUCAGCACCAUGAUGCUCUUGUUGACUUAAUUGACUUCAUUGGCGAGAAAGCAGUCACAGCAACAGCAACAGUGCCCCACACAGGAGAAAACCAGUUUAACUUGAUUGACAGGCCAUUAAUACCUGAGCCUCUUUCGUUGAUUAACAGAUCUGGGAGUAACUCAUCAGGUACCUCAUCAGCCAUCCGCGACAGUGCCAUUAGCAGUGGCAGUAGCCUCAGAGACAGCACCUUGUCCAGUCUGAGUGGCGGCAGAGAGAGCCUUUUGGACUAUGGCUUUGUGGAUGGCACACCCGACUCCACCCACCCCUCCCUGGCACCCAACAGAAGCAGCACCCUCUCUGAAACAAGUAUGGAUGUGGAUCGAAAGAGUAUCAUUAGUAGAGAUAGUGUCAGCAGUGGCACAGUGGUGCAAGAGUCUAAUCGAGACAGCCAGGGGAGUGUCAUGAGCGAUGAGUUUCACGCAGAGUCAAACCAAAGCGGCUCCUCCAGUGCUCCUGAGGACGAUUUAGAUCUCCGUGGUGGGACGAAGUCAAAAGGGAAGAAGGUAAAGAAGCAUAAUUCCAUUAAGAGGAUGAUAAGAAGGAAGGCUCCUUCGCUGGGAUUUGCAGAGCACAAGGCACGUAAGGCUAAGGAGGAGAGGAGGAGGUCGUCACCUGAUGUUGAGGUGCAGGAAAAUAAAGAUAUCAAGAAAAAAAAAGGUAUUUUACGCGGGCUAAGAGCAAAGAGGGACAGGUCUGGUAGCGGAAGGACCAAGGAAAGCAACAAUAAGGUGUACCAGGUUAUCGAGGAUGACGUCAUGGACGUGAUUGGCAAGCCCCCUGCCAUACCCCCCGCACAGGUCCAGGCUGCCGAGGAGAAAACACCCAAAGACAUCAUCGAUGGUCUGCUGGAGAAGUACAAGGAGAUUGGUAGCCAGAUGGCCGACACAUCAGCAGAUGAUGGGCUAGAUGAUGAUGAUGUCGAGGAAGAAGACGAUGACGUCUUGGACGAGGCGGACCGGUUUAGGGACACAAAACGCAAGCUCAGACUUGUACUGUGUCAGGCUGACUUUCGUGAUCUUCCCUGGCUCAUGUCCGAUCAUAACGUCACUGACUAUAGGACGCCGUUUAGCUCGGAUACCAGCGAACUGAUGACGUUCUUGCACGUGCAGUUGGCCGAGGCGAUCAACCUGCAGAACCGAUCACUCGCGGCCCAACUGCACGAGACAAUCCGAAGUGUCAAGCAGUUUCCUAGUAACAGCUGCACGACAGUGUUGACUUCCAUCGAGGAGGACUACCGUGCGAGGAUGCCCUACCUGGCGUACCUGACGAGGUCCAGACAAGCACUUUUAGGCACGCAUGCGCAUCUUGAGAGACUGCUGGACAGAGUGCAAAGGAACAAGUUGAUUUGUAAGAAGUGCUUCAUUUCAAACUGCGUGACACUGUUUCUGGAAGCACGGGAGAAAGAAAUCAACACUUUCAUCAAUGGUUUCCGUAGCAACUGUCCAACACCAGAUGAAAAGUGUCGAUUUGUGGAACAGUUCUUGGAAAAACUCUACACCGAGCUCGACCAGGAUGAAGUUUGGCUAGGGGCCUCCGACGACCACAGGGAAGAGGGGUAUAUUGCCAUUGAACGAGAUAUCAUGGGAAGAAUUUACAGCUUUGCAUUCUACCCGAAUGGAGACAUCGACGUCGAAAGAGACAAAACUUUUACCGAGCACGUCAAACGACUGCAAGGAAUUGUCGAUAUAAACCAUAAAGCUGUCCGCAUUCGUAAGAUGUACCGCAAGGAGGCACCAUGGCCGUCAGCUCAACAGGAACUGGCCACCAUCAACGCGUACAAGACGCCCACAGACAAGCUUAAAUGUGUUCAGCGGUGCUGCUUCACAAUCAUGAAUCUUCUCAACAUGGCAUGUGCGUCCGAUCAGUGUGAGCCCGCAGGUGCCGACGACUUCGUGCCAGCGUUAGUCCUCGUUGUAAUAAAAGCCAACCCUCCCAGUCUCCUCUCCACUAUUCAAUACGUCAGUAAUUUCUAUGGUCAGCGGUUGUCUGGCGAGGAGGCCUGGAGCUGGAUGCAGUUUUGUGCAGCAGUUGAAUAUACAAAGACGAUAAGAAUAUAAGAAUGGCCUUAUGGAUAUAUUAAAUGUGUCAACUAAAUAGAACCUCAAAUGUCUCAACUUAAUAGAAAUAACUCAUGUUGGCAUCUAUGUUAUAUGCUGUGUUUAGAAAGAGCUCUCAGGCGUAAAGUCAAUGCCAUAGACGAGUCGAAGCUAAGGCUUUGCCCCGAUGUAAAAAGAGGGCUAUGCGCCAAGGAAACAAGGCCUGUCUGUAUUGAGUUAGAGGGGCUGUAACUACACAACUGAUAGACUGAGCAACGAAAUAAGGUUUUAGCAGAAGAUAUCCUUAUUGUCUUAUAAAAAAAACAGUAAUCAGAAAAUGUUUGCUUAAAUAACAGAAGCCAGAAAACAUUUUUAUUAGCAAUAUGGAACACAAAGAUAAUCGCAGUAAUGGCCAUUUGAAAUUGUUCGUAGAAUAUGCAAUCAUUAAAGACUUCUUCACUCGAUAA